Funneliformis mosseae is the source of this 1671-nucleotide messenger RNA. Lineage: Eukaryota; Fungi; Glomeromycota; Glomeromycetes; Glomerales; Glomeraceae. The record is from the annotation of a GenBank genome assembly.
AUGGCAAGUUCAAAAUUAUUUCUUGGAAAUUUACCAGAACUAUCAGGUCAUAUUAUCCAAUAUUUAAGAAAUGACUUACAAACACUUCAUUCUUGCGUUUUAGUUAAUAGAUUUUUUUGUCGAAUUACAACUCCUAUACUUUGGGAAGAUCCUUUUUCUGUUAAAUGUCGAAAAGGAAAUCGUUAUAAUUUUCUCGAUAUUUAUCUUUCAUAUUUUAAUGAUGACGAUAAAACUAGUUUAAAAGAAUUCGGAAUUGAAAUCCAUUCAUUGGUAAAACCCUUGUUUAAUUACCCCAAUUUUAUCAAAACCUUAAAUAUAUUUCGAGUAACAUUGCACGUAAAUAAUUUGAUAAAUUCCUUUGAUAAUGCAACCCCUUCAACAAACGCUAAAUUUACUUUUGCUUCAAUGCUUGAAGAAUCUUUUACGAUUUAUUCGAAAAAUAUUCAUCGGGGCAUCUAUUCGAUUUGCAUUUUAUUACUCAAAUUAUUUAUAAAUAGUGAUGCUUCUUUAAAUAAUUUUUAUAUGAGUACUGAGGAUUCAUUAGGCAUUGCUUUAUUGGAAAAAAUGCCUGAACUUUAUGCAAUGAUCUCUGAUAAUGCAAAACUUAUAUCGAACGUUAAAAAUAUUAGCUUAAUGCCAAUGUUACAAUUAAACAUGACUUCUCAACUUUUUGUAAUAUCUUUACCGUCAUUAAUUUCUUCAAUUAGACAUCUUAGUAUUUGUGAUGAUACGAACGUAUCGUUUGUAAGAAACUUAAUUCAAUCACAAACACAAUUGUUAUCGCUUUCAUUUUGCAAAGUGAAAAGGAUUGAUUUGCUAGAUCAUUUUAAGUAUUGCUUUAAUACUUUAACUUUAAUUAAGUUUGAGCAUUGUGAUUUUAGAAAAGUUUUAUCGUUUGAUGGGCUCAGAAAUCUCACAAAUCUUAAAUCACUUCAUUUCGAUAAAUGUUUUGGGGUUACAACACAAUUUCUUCAACCAUUACUGGACAUUCCCACCCCGUUAAAAAUCAAAUCUUUAAAAGUAAUUGGUUGGUUCUCAGGACUUGAUUUAUUGCUUCAAAAAAUUGGCUCUCAUUUAAAACAUUUAGAAUUAUAUCUAAUUGAUGAUAGCGAGAGAGAUGCUUCUUUUGAAAGUAUUAUAAGUUUUUGUGAUCAAAUCAAAUUUCUAGAUUUAUCUAACUUUGAAAUACAUAAUAUCACUCAAUUAUAUCGGUUAAUUACUCAUUUUAGCAAACAUCUUAGAUACCUUACUAUUAGAAAUGAAAAGAUAACUCCUAUGGAUAAUUGCUCUCGGAAGCGUAGUAGUAUAGUUAAUUCAAUGAUUUUUAAAGGUUUGGGUCAAAUAUUACCAGUUUCUCUUGAAUAUUUUAGUUUAGAUCUUGAGAUUAAUCCAGAUGAUUUUAAAGUCUUAUUGGAUAAUUGUCAACAUGUCAAAUUGAAAAAAUUAUUAGUUAGAAACGACAAUUUUGUUUUUAUAGAUAAAACUUUUAGCAUGUUAAAAGAAUUCGUGGAGAUAAAAAGGGUGAAAUACCUCGCAUAUGAACUCUCUACACUUUUUAACCCUGAACAUCCGAAAUAUCAAAAUUCGGAAAAGUUGGCAAGUCAAAUUCAACCUUUUGUGAAGUUGAGGAAGUAUGAUGAUUUAAUUUUAACGAUUUCAGAUUUUGAUUGA